This is a messenger RNA of Cetraspora pellucida, 2058 nucleotides long. The record is from the annotation of a GenBank genome assembly. NCBI's taxonomy places the organism in Eukaryota, Fungi, Glomeromycota, Glomeromycetes, Diversisporales, Gigasporaceae.
AUGAUUGAAAAACGCACAGUUUUAUUAUUGGGAAGAACUGGCAACGGAAAAUCUACAGUUGCGAAUGUAAUAAGCGAUUCUGAUAAGUUUGCCGAAAGUGAAUAUGGAGUUAGUGAAACUAGAGGUAUCCAAGAGGAGGUAUUUCGGGUGGAAAAUGAAAAUAUUGACUUUCAUAUAAUAGACACAAUUGGAAUUGGUGAUACUAGAUUUGGUGAAAAGGAAGUCUUAAAUAAGUUAGCUGAUGCAACCAACGCUAUAAAGAAUGGCUUAAAUCAGAUAUUAUUCGUAACUAGCGGAAGAUUCACUGAAGAGGAAGUGAAAGCCUAUACCUUAUUACGAACUGUUUUCUUUGCCGAUAAUAUUGGUGAAUAUACAACAGUUGUACGAACCAAGUUCCCAAGUUUUCGUAAAGCAGAAAAAUGUAAAAAUGAUAGAGAGAAAAUGACUGCUGAAAAUGAAUAUGUGGCUGAUAUACUUACCACUUGUAAAAAGCUUAUUCAUGUUAAUAACAUGACCGAGGAGGAGGAUCCUGAGUUAAGGUCAAGACGAGAAUGUCGAGACAUAUUAAGAGCUCAUUUAAAGUUUAAUUGUGGUGUAGUUUAUCGUCCAAAAAAUCUUGACGAAAUAAAUGAUAGGAUUAGAAACCACAUGACCGACAAAGAAAGAAUUCAAAACGAAAUGGAUGGCAUUAAGGAGUUACUAAGACAAUCACAAGAAAGAGCCGAAAAUGUCGAAGAGGAAGCGCGUAAAAGAGAAGAAAAAUUGCAACAAGAAUUUAAAGAAACUUUGGAUAAUUUAUCUAGCCAGUAUUCAGCAAGAGAAGAUAAUAUAGCCGCCACAAUGGCUGAACAAAUGAAUGCUAAACUAAGUGCGGUGGAAGCAUCAUACGGCACAACAAUUAACGAAUUGAAAACCAUGAUGGAAAAUUUAACUUCUCAAUUGAAUUCAGAAAGAACUCAACAUCAAACUGAUAUGAAAGAUAUGAGAGAUUUUUAUGACAGACAGCAUACUAAAACCACACAAGCCUUUGAGAAUGCAAUUAGGAGCACGAGUCCUGAAAGAACUUUUAAGAUUGGCGUCGCUAGAGUGAUUCACGAGCUAGAAUAUUGUGAUUCGUCUGCAGUGCCAUAUAGAAGAAGUGAGUAUGGGAUCAGUAGAACUAGAGGCGUCCAAGAGGUGACAUUUUGGGCGGAAGAAAACAUUGAAUUUCAUAUAAUAGACACAAUUGGAAUUGGUGAUACUAAAUUUAAUGAAAAUGAAGUCCUAUAUAAGUUGGUUGAUGCAACCAACGCUAUCAAAAAUGGCCUAAAUCAAAUAUUUUUCGUGACUAGUGGAAGAUUCACUGAAGAAGAAGUGAAAGCCUAUAAUCUAAUACAAACAGUUUUCUUUGCCGAUGAUAUUAGUAAAUAUACAACAAUUAUUCGAACCAAUUUCCCAAGUUUUCGUAGAUCCGAAAAAUGUAAAGCUGAUAGAGAGAAAAUGAUCGCCGAAAAUAAAGACGUAGCCGAUAUUAUUCUUUCUUGUAAUAAACUUAUUCAUGUUAACAACAUGAACGAGGAGGAAGAUCCUGAGUUAAGGUCAAGAAAAGAAUGUCGCGACAUAUUAAGAGCUCAUUUAAAGUUUAAUUGUGGUGUAGUUUAUCGUCCAAGAAAUCUUGAUGAAAUAAAUGAGAGGAUUAGAAACUACAUGACUGACAAAGAAAGAAUUCAAAAAGAAAUGGUUGGCAUUAAGGAGCAGCUAAGACAAUCACAAGAAAGAGCCCAAAAUUCUGAAGCAGCAGCGUAUGAAAAAGAAGAAAAGUUACAACAAGAAUUUGAAGAAACGCUGAUUAAUUUAGCUUGUCAGCAUUCAGCGAGAGAAGCUAGUAUAACUACCACGAUGACUGAACAAAUGAAUGUUAAACUAAGCGAGGUGGAAACAACAUAUGGAAUAGUAGUUAGCGAAUUAAUAAGUAUGACAGACAAAUUAAAUAUUCAGAUUAAUUCAGAAAGAGCUCAACAUCAAAAUGAUAUGAGAGAGAUGAGAAAGUGGAGAGAUUUUUACGAUCAAUUAAUGUAA